This is a messenger RNA of Porites lobata, 8722 nucleotides long. NCBI's taxonomy places the organism in Eukaryota, Metazoa, Cnidaria, Anthozoa, Scleractinia, Poritidae. The record is from the annotation of a GenBank genome assembly.
AUGGAGAAUUUUGUCGAAGAUGUCAAGUCGUUGACAAAAAUUCUAACGAAUUUAGAGCACUGCUCUCCUUCAGAAGUUACAGAAUCUAAAUUUGCUACUGUCGAUUCGCAGCACGAGUUUUCAGUCUGGUUUGUACCGCCCAGAACAUUCCAUCCUUUACGAAGAAUCGUUGGAAAAAAUCCAGAAGCGUUUCUACUCGUUGGUAGGAGUUUUGAAGAUAAAACUUCCCAAUUGGCACGGUACAAGAUUCAACGAGUUCCAGUGGGCACCCCUCUGUCGCAAGAACUUUUUUAUCUCACAAACAGCGAACCUUUACAAUCUUACACGGGAAUAAACAAAGAGGAUAGCCAAGAAAAACGUGGAGUUGUGACCGAAUGGCUGUUGUCUGCAGAAAACCUUCAUCCAACUUCGUUACAAGAAGCGAGGUAUUUCCUUUCCCUCUACGCGAAUGCCCUUAGAGGUUCUUUAAAACGUGUAGAUGUAUGGCUAUGUGUAGAUGGAAACAAUUCUCAAGAGAUAUCAUACCUUGCGGCCAUCUCUGAAAAUCAAAAUGCCAAGUUCAUGAGACAUGUUAUCUUUACAAGUAAAAGUGAACCAGUAACAAGGAAGGAGGAUUUGCCUGAGCUUAGUUUGUUCCUACGCCAACAUCACUCAUCAAGUGCGCCGACCGCCUUUGUGGAAAUCCAGGGAUAUGCCCUUCACGAGAUUAUGGGCUCCCCCCAAUCCGAGAAUCAAGAAUGUGGGCAUAGUCAGAUCACUGUGGAGCUGACAUGGACUGGGGUUAAAUCCCUACUACAACCUCAUCCGCAUUCAUGUGAUGGUGUUCUUCAUAUCAAGAGCAUUCCUGGAAGCGUCCAUCUGUCCACUCAUACUCUAUACUUGGAAAUAAAGAGAGUUGAUCUCUUCUCCAAGAUCUUAGAGAAUGAAAAUUUAACAUGGCCUGAAGCAAACGCUUUGAAUGCAAGCCCAGUGUCAAGUCAAAUGGAUGACUUCAUUGCUAAGUUAAGUUCCAGUAAUGUAUUCUCUCCUACAGUUGAAGAAGAACUGGAUAAAGACAACCAUGAUGAAGAAACUAACUUUGCUGAUGCUACGAUGGCUCACUUAACCUUCCAAGAGUUUUCUCGCAAGGAUUUGGAUUUCUCUGAAAGGCUUUGGCUCAUAUUGAAAGACUGCCUUGAUGAAGAAGACCUUGUUGCUUCACUACAAAUAUGUGACCCUAUUUGGGAAAAGCGGGCUUAACGAAAAUUGCGUUCAGCCGUUUUUUAUCGCAACGCAUUUGGAAACGUUGGAAUGCAUUGGCGAACAUUCUUAAUGCAUUUGAAAGCGUUGGCAAUGUUCUCCAACGGAACUAAGAAACGUUCAGUAUCGUUUCAAAAUCAUUUCAAAACAUUUGGAAAACGUUUUCGAACGUUGAAAAUGCGUUAAAUGGAACAUCAUUAAUUCGUUGCAACGGGAAACAUUCACCAAACAUUCUAACAUUGUCAACGACUGAGUUACAAAAGCUCCGAACUGUCAGGCAUCUCCUCGCUCCAUCAUUCGACAAUUUAAAGCCACGGUCAUAAAUGAAGUGAUAAAACGUUUAAAACUUCACAGCGUGAGAAAUGUUGGAUCCGAGGAAUCAAUAAUUUGUUCCAUUUUCAGUUUUUAAGUCUGUGUUAUUAAAGAGGGCAAAAAAGAGGGGAAUUAAAUUUGAAAGCACGCGUUGUCGAAAGUGUUAUAGGUCUGAAUUUAUUUUAUGCUGUUCUUUCAGUGUUACGGCGGUGUGCGUGCUUGUGACUACCUUGCUUGAUAGCUCCCUGUAAAAUUAACAGAUAUCAGAUGCUUGAUAUGGGUCGCUGAUUUUAAGACUAAAAUAUACCAAAUUUCUACCGGGGGAGUUGUACUAUUUACCGACUUUUCCUUAUUCCCGUGUUUCCCGUUUUUUUUGCUCGGGGAUUCAACAAAUUCAACCAGUUCAGUCACGGAACGCCCUGGCAAACGCUAGACAUUGUAUCCUUUUUAAAAAAGCGAAAACCUGAAAACGUGACAUUCUUCACAAAAAAUUCAUGGUUUUUAUCUGUACCAGUCAGCUGCUAUGAAGAUGUCAAAAUUUAUGAUCACGAAUAUUUUCUGAUCAAAGCUUGUUGCGUGACACUAUCGUCAUCGCGGCUCAAGGGUUCGGAAAGGUCAACGCGGUAAUGUUUUCCGUAUUACUGUUUGAUUUUUAUGGUGUUUUUUUUUUUCACUGAUUCUUCAAUGGACUGCAUGGCUCGCAUGACUCGCUGGCUCUCAUUUUAUACACGUACAGCACACUUUUUGGCAGAUUUCUUUGCCAUCAUCGCUCGAUUAACGUUGUCAAGCAAGCGCGCAAUGUGGUCGUCGCUUUUAAUCUCUAAAAUCUUCUGCUUACGAUCGUCGCGACUUCAAUUUCGUCGGAAUUACUGAAGUACUAUUUUUCUCACCUUUGGUCUCGCUCUCUCCCAAUUUUUUCGUCUUGUAUCUUUUCCCCGAGGGAUUUUGGAGGCGGAACGGAUUAAUUUUGAAAGGGAUGUGAGAAUUCACCGACUGCAAGCAGUCUAGCACGCCGCUGACGAAGGUAGAAAAGGGCAAAUAAUGGGCAACCCCAAAAUUCUGUCAGCCAGCUACGUACAAAAAGAAAUGCACGACCUCAACAGUCAGCCUUACAGUUUUAAGAAACUUCUCAAAAACUUCUCUCCUUUAUUUCCAGAUUUGAAAGUCCAAGAAAGUAAUUUCAUGCUUUUCUCAAUUACCUCUUGACAUGUUACAACCUGAAACAACAUCAAACACACGCAAUGUCACAAAGAUCAAAGUUCUAUGCAAAUCGAUUUGAACCGAUCGAGAACAAAAAGUAAAAGCCUUUGUUUUCCAUUGCGAAUUCAUGUCGUUAUUCCCGUUGAUAUUACUGUGAUAUGGAGGUAUCAUUACUGUUCCUGAAAAAAAGUUGUAUUUUCAAAGAACGUUCUCAAGCGUAUCGAUGUCUAAUCAUCAGUGGCUUCAAUUAAUGAUAAUUUUUCGCAUCCUGGGUUGAACUUCAGGGACUAAUUUUAUCGAUAAAAAAAAAAAAACGUUUGGAAGCAUUGCCAAUGCAUUGAACAACGUUGAAAAAACAUUCUGAAACGUUGGAAAAACAUUUUAAAACGUUGAAAACAAUUGCCUGCGUUUGAAGGAAAACGUUGUAAAUGCGUUGAGAAUCAUUGGAAUCCGUUUCAAUGCAUUGUAAUGCAUUCAAAAUGCGUUGAAAUGCUUUUCAACGCAAAUUUCAUUAAGCCCGGUUUUCCCAAAUAGGGUCACAUAUGCAAUGGAGCUCUUUUCAGUGGCAAAUGUCAACCUGUUUUUCACAGUUCAAACAUGACAUCCCUAGCUGUAUUUGCCAGGGAUCUGCUACAGUCUGAGACCAAAGAAGAUCAAGAGAAGCUCCAAAACAAAGCCAAGCAAUUCCUUUCUCCUGACGCAGCUAUCAGGUGCUUGGUAGAAAUUGGAGCUGAGAAGCUUGCCAGAGACUACACUCAAUACUUCAUGCACGAGGAGCUGGCAACCAUGGGGCAACUAGCCAGUUAUGUUAACAGUGAUAUUCCUCUUGCCACCAGAGUCUCAAACAUCAAGAAACUCCAUCAAACUUUGGAACUGGUUGUAACUGCUAAGUCAGUGGCUAGACUCAGCCAUGAAAACCUGCGAUCCUUGACACAGAGUGCUUUAAGCUACUACCAAUCUCACCCCGACAGCGAGAAAGCAACAUUUUCUCUAUCCCUGCCAGCUUUUGGAUCAACUGCUGGGGCAGCAGUCAAGAGUAUCUGUGCUACUUCUAACCCUGCAGUUUGGUGUGCUGCCAUCACAUCAAAAACAAAGACAAGAAAUCACACAACGAUUGUCCAGUUAAGUUCAAAUCAAACACGUAAUAACUUCAGAUCUGAUACUCUUGAUUAUGAUGAUACUCAGUUAAAUGAGGAAGACUUUGAUACAGACAAGGACAAAUUUCAGUACUAUGUUUCCUGUGCUAAGCAAGUGCUGAUGCCCAUUAUUCAGUGAGCAUAAACUACAUGUAUUUGGACUUGACUGAUGAUACAGUACACGGGAGCUAAAAAUACAAAUACUUUUGCCUUAAAGAAAAGAUCAUGGUCAACAUAACAAGUGACUGAAUCAUGAGACAAAUAAUUGUAUGUUACCAUGAGAAAAAAAAUAGUCAAGGCAAAAACAGACACCUUUUGGCAUGAAGCUCACCAUGUAUUUCGUUGGUGAUUAUAUUAUGAGAAAGAACUAGUACUACAUGUAAAGAAAACAAAAUUAUCCUUAUUCUUGAAAUAGAAAUUAUGAUAAAUACUGUUUGUACCAAACAGUUUAUCACCGUGUACAGGGUUGUCACUAAGAUUUGAAGUUGCCGGGUAAACACAACAAGUAGGCGGGGAAUCAAAUGGCUAGGGAUUUCUUUUGGCUCUAUUUUUCUUCUAUUUUCCAAUAAAAGUAGCCGGGGGCCACUCUCUUAGUAGCCGGGGAAAAUCCCCGGCCCCCGGCUCUUAAUGACAACCCUGGUGUAGAACUUUGUAAUUUAUUUGGUGUCUUUGAAAUACUUUAAAAAGGAAAAGGCAUAAAGAGGUGAUUGAACUUGUACUAGCUUUUUUUUACAUACCUACCCUUUGCUACCCACCACAACCACCCCUCCUCCCCUCCAAAAAAAUAAAUCAAGGAAAGGAAAAUAGUGCAUUAUGGCCUUGGCAUGGUUUCAUCCUUGAAUUUGAGGAAAGGAAAGUUUCCUAUUCUAUUUUGUCCUGUCCAAGGGCCUGUUUCCGAAAAGCCCUGGUAACUCUUUGGGCUCAGAAAGCUGUUUAGUGUUUGCCAUGUUUGUAUUCAAGAUCAAAGUUUCAAUAAUUUUGAAAAUGAUACAGUGAAACUAUCAGUUAACGAAGCAAAAUUGACUGGUUGAGCUUUAGGAACUCUGCUGAUAUUCAAUAGGUUUUCAUUUUAAAAUUUGCCUUUGAGUCUGAAAAGUUUCCGCACCCUUGAGAAACAGGCUAAGGUGAGGUGAGCAGUUAGUGGCACAAAAUAGGUUUUGGGGAUGAAACAGUUCUACAGGGUUCUUACAGGUCAUGGAAAACCUGCAGAGUCAUGAAAUUUAAGAAUUUCGUUUUCCAGGCCUGGAAAGUCAUGGAAUAUUUAAAUUUCUUUCCAGGACCAACAAUUUUAAUUGUCACGGAAAAUUAAAGCUAUGUCUGUUAGAUUAGUCGCUGCAGAUGUUAAAGCAAGGACAAUGUAAGAUAGAGACAAGUGAUUAAACAGUGCAAAUGGCACGCAUUUUUGUGGAUACCAGAGUUGUCUGUUGUACUGAGUAAAUGCCCUAAAAGAAGGGAAAUUUUUAAUGUGGCGGCUAAACCUAUGGUCAUGAAAAACUUGGGAAGGUCAUGGAAAGUCAUGGAAUUUGAAGAGCUUAAAAGAGUACGAACCCUGUUCUAGAGGGAGAAUGCCCAUUCCAUCAUAACCUUCCAGUAUUAUUUUAAUUUAUAGAUUUAGUCAAAGCUAAAAGUGAAGCUUCCGUUUAUGCAAUGCAAAUAUGACUUUUGAGGACUAGCUGAAAACCAUAAACUAUAGCCUAUGGUCAAUAUUUAAAAAGCUAAUAACCGGAUCACCCAAAAAACCUAAAAAAAACAGUGACCUUAAUGAAUUGGCACCUGGGCUUGUGAUGCGGUCGUGUUAUUCUGGUCAGUGGAUACCCUGUUUUUGACAGCUGUCAAUGAAGGCUAGAAAAUGAGUUUGUCACAUUGGUUGUCCUGUGGUGAGGACGGAUAGGAGGAAGGGCGUAUGGUCACGUGACUACUGACAUUCUGCAAAUAAAACUCCCCAAAACAAAUUUCUUUCCUUUCUUUUUCUUUUCAACCACGAUAGAGGAGCGCGUAGAGACUAAAAGACGGCUGUAUGUGUAUUCGCAUAACCACUGCCCGGCGGGGUAUUGAAAAAAAAAAUUGAUGAGGUUACUUACCCUCCCCUCCCCUGUUCGCCCUUUUCGCUCUCUCUACUGUGCAUUCUUCCACAUGAAUGUUACAAGCGCGACAGUUUCCGUUAGCGUUAUCUGGCCGUCAUGUCAAAUCAAGGCCAAAAGCAAAGAAUGGCCAUGAAACGGUCGGCAAGUUACAAUGGGUUUUCCUUCGGAUUGUCCUCCAAAAUCGACGAACUAACAAUCGACGAUAGUUUAUUACAACCUUCGCUAUUUUUAGGCGGAUGGAAUCUGCCUUUCCACAGACGUGACCUGGUGAGAUCUCCAAACCACGGAGUAGAUUGCCCUAUUUCAAAUGGGUUUCCAGGCGGCUAUGAGGGUUUUAAAAAUGCCGAUGUUAGUUUAACCGAGUUGAGCGAUGCCUCUAGCGGGAGCGAUUCGGCAUGGCAAGAAGAAUUUCUUCGCUUGAGGCGACAGGAAAUGGCGUUUGAGAAGGACAAGGCAAGGCUCUCCGAAGAGGUCAAGGCACUUACACUGAAGCUGGAAUUAGAGGAAGAUCUGAGGCGCAAUGAUAAAGAAUGUAUGGAUAUUUUGAGAGGUCACAUAUCUACCCUGGAAGGAAAACUCCAGGGAAGCGAGAAGAAGAUAAGAGAAUUGGAACAUGAGAAGCAGCGAGUGGAAUUAAGCGAAGUAAGCUCUGCGUUGACAACCGCAUCAACCCGCGAGUAUACGCUCGUGAAAGCGCGCUUGGAUGCGAGUCAAGCUACUGUUCAGGCGCUUGAAGCGGACCUGAAGAUGAUGAAAAAUGAACGAUCCAAGUUUGAAAGUCAGAGAAAGGAAUCACAAGAUCUUGUAAUUAAACUUGAGCAUCAACUUGGCUGUGCAAACAAAGAGCUUCAGCGCCGAGAAAAUAGAAUAAACGAACUCGUCGAAGAAAGAAGGUCCUUGGAGGAUUACCAGAUAAAAUCGCGAAGUCUUCAGAGAAAAGACCAGAAAUCCUCUUAUGCUCUGCAAACCCAAAUUGUCAACCUUCAAGAAAAGUUGGAAAUUUCGGAAAGAGCAAAUGAAGAACUGGCCAGCGAAAAAGUGAACUUGAAAGACAAAGUUAAUCAACUUGAAAACAAGAUCAAAGAGUUGGAAGGAAGCUAUCGUUUGAAACUUGAGAAAGCCUUAGAAAGAGUUAAAACAAUAAAGGAAAUAAACUAUAGUACUGAAGAGGACAAUCAGCUUAAUUCAGUGAGUGAUAAUUCUCAAACUAGCCAUACACAUUUUUCAGCUGUGGAAAGCAGCCCCACUGUAAAAGAAGGGAAUGACAUGUCGGAACUUAAAAGACUCAGCUCUGCUUUGUUAGUAGAGCUAAACAAGCAACUAGGAGGAAACUCUUUCACUGGAAUUGAUCUGGAACAUUUAAAGAGUGUUUUGAACAAAGUUGUUAUGCAGUUUGCUAGUGGUACAUUAGAGGCCUCUCCUGGGAACAAAUUCUUAGAGAGACCAUUGAAGUUGGGGACAGUUUCCAAGGAGUCCUCUCAGGAAAGGACCAUGUGGGAAAAGGCCCUACAGGAUGUAAGUUAAAUAAGAGAGGGGUCAUGAGUUGACCCCAUUCUUGCCCCCAGAUGCUACAAAUACCCCUUUACAUCUUUACAGUGCGACUAUUCAGGGUUGUCGAAAGAAGCUGGCUGCCGGCAAAAAUCGCUGCCUACUUGGUUAGUAUCAGCUGGCUACUCUGCUUGGCAUUUCUCUACGAAUGGUGUUUUUUACAUAAAUAUCCCUAGACUGGCCGCUUACUUUGACAACUCAGCCGUCUACUUCAAAUCUUUCUGACAACCCUGCUAUUAUAACCAGGGCCACCAAGACAAAGUUGACCAAUAAUUGGAUAACACAAAAAUAACAAUUUAUAUUCCAAAAAAGUUAGUUGUCAAUCAUUACCUUGGAACGAAAGUAAUUUACUGACUUUGAAGAGCUUCAUAAAUUUCACCCCAAGUGUGGGGGGAAGGGGUAUGCAACAAAGUUUUAUGCUGGGAGGCUGCACCCAAGGGCCCCACCCCUUUUCCUUAUACCAUUUUGGACAGAAGUGUUACUCCUUUCAUACACCUCCUAAUCCCCCCCCUCUCUUUUUAUUCGCUUAAUGCUCUACACAACUAAGUGUAUAUAAAGAAUUUAAAGUGAAAACAUUGAACUGCACAUUAUUAUAACUAAGAGAUAAUAAUAAUUUAUUAUUAUUACAUGCAAUCAAUUCUCUUCCAAAAUUCAGAUGUAUUGAGACCUUGCUCUUGGAAGAGACCCCCUCAGUUCUUGUAAGCAACCAACCAAUUCUUGUGAGCAACUGCUAACUCUUUGCAUUUUGGGUGGUCACCUAUGGGAGGUCUGGCUUGUCUUUUAUUUAUUUUUUUCUUUUUCAUAUUCAGCAAAAUUAUGAAAUAAUGGAAAAUCUUAUACUUCUGAAAAAAUUUGACUUUUCCAAAUUAUUUGGUUCAUACUCACUGUUCCUGGGCUCAAAAUGUUGGACAUAUUAGUCCAGGCUCAGAUUAUUCAAACGUUGGAUUGGGCAAUCCAACAGAUAAAUCACUAUCCACUGGAUAAGAAUUAGGAAAAUCAAUUUAUUGCACUAUCCAGUGGAUGGCUUUAUUAAUCUUUUGAACAACUGAGGCCAGAUGUGAAGCUAUGUAAAACAGCUGACCAUAAAAAAUACUGGAGAUAAUACCAUUAUGCACCCUAUUUAAAUAAUAUUAGAAUGUGGGCAUUCUUAACAUUUUGUUUUUAUUUGUAGAUGAGCAGGAGUCACAGCAAGAGCCUGGAAAG